GUAGAAUUUUUUGUAUUACAGAAGCAAAGAAGAAGAUAGAAGAACUGGAAACCGAGAAAGAUAAGGUCUGCAAUGAUAUAUAUACAACUAAACUCAGAUUCUUGGCACAACUGGAAGCACACCACGCAAGCACUUCUGAAGUUCUUCAAGACGUUCAAGCGGCACAGCAGAGAAUAAACAAAGAAACCAUGGAUUCACAUAUCAGGUUGCUACACGAGAAAGAAGAUAUUGUUGGAGAAAUGGUGCAAGUAAAUGAACAGAAAGUGAACCUAGAGAAACAGUUGAGAUCUCUACAAAAGAAUAAUUCUAUCCUUGCUUCGGAUGUUAGAAAGAUUAUAGAAUCUUUAGGAAGUGAAGAUCGUGGGGAUAUUUUGACUCUCAUAGCCAGAUUAGACUCAGAAACAUUUGCCCUGAAGUCAUAUAACGAUCAGUUAAGCAGCUGUCUCUCUAAUUUAGAUAAGAAUUCAGAUUGUGAAAAUGGCAGCUUUCGGCAAUCUGUUGAUGGCAGAAGAGUAGAAAAUCUAAUGAUGGAUAUGUCUACUUCUGACGAUUUCGACCGUGAAUCUAUAGCAUCUUCCAUGUCAGAACUUUCAAUGCGUAAUAAAGAACUGGAUGUUCAGGUGAAAGGAUUGCAGAAUCAGAUAGAAACCUACGAAAGGGAGAUCAAGUAUUUUGAACUGCUCCAUUCUGACUGGCAGACGGAACGACAAGCUAUGGAAGAUCUACUAUUGAGGUUGAGAGCCCAGUUGAGAAUGAAGGAGGAAUCGCUUUCUGUCAUUACAGCAGAGAAGGGUUUGAUAGCCGUUAAGAAGAAAUGUCCCGAAGAAAUACAGUUGAAGCCUCCUUCGGUAGAAACUGAAGAAUUUGAUACUAGUGAUAACUUAUUGGAGAGACUCGAGGAACAGAUAGAAGAAUUGAUGCAAGUUAAUGCACAAUUUGAGAAUGAAAAAGAAGUUUUGAAAGCUGAAAAUAAUGCUCUAUUGGAAGAAUUAUCAACUCUUCGGAACUUACGACAGUCAUUUGAUUCAAAAUUAGAUAAAAGUGAUAACAAUGAAAGAGAACCUUCCAAAGUGGAUAAAAUUGUAAUGGAAAAGGAAGAACAGAUCCAUGCUUUGAACAGUGAAAAAGAGUCAUUAGAAAGUAGUUUAUUAGAGUUGGAUCAACAGCAUCAGGAAGAGAUUGAAGAAUUUGUUAAUUUAAAAAUGACACUGACCAAAAGUAAUAAGAAGUUACAGUCUGAGAUAGAAGAACUAAAAUAUGCUUUAGAAAUGAAAGAAACUGAAAACUGCCAGCUGAAAACUGAAGUUGAAACGGUACGAGAGCAGCUGGCUGACCUAUUUGAAGCUGCUGGCAAGAAGAGUAGUUUUGGAGAUAAAGAACAGGAUGAUGUGAAAAAAGAAACAGUACAGUCGAUACUGAAUGCGUUUCAAGCCAUUAAUUUAGAUAAUAUUCACUUGGAGGAAAAUAUCACCUCGCUAGAAGAAGGUAGAAAAGAAUUGGAGGACACCAUUAAAGAGUUAGAGAAUAAGAAUAAAAAUCUGGUACUAAGAAAUGAAGAACUUGAGAUGGACGUUAGAGAUCUGAGAGAUGAGAAUAGACAGCUGUCAGAAAAGCUACAAGAAACAGAAAUAGCAUACGAUAAUCAGCCUGUAAAUGAACAAAAUUUGGAGAAGCUCAUAGAAGUGGAAGCGAAUUACGAGUUUCUCAAACAGGAAAAUUCAAAUCUGAAGGAAGAAUUAGAAAAACAGCAUUUAAAAUAUACAGAAAUGGCUCAGAAACAUUUAGAAAUGCAAGACAGUCAAUCAAAAAUCGAAAUUUCUUACGAAGAAAACUGUAAAAAGUUGGAAAAAGUGAAAGCAGAGUUGUCACAGAAGGAAGAUGAAAUCCAUGCCUUAAAAGAUAUCAAAUCUGCAAACUGUAAUUGUUCUGAUAAGAGCAUUCAGGUGGAUUUUACCAUACAAGAUGUUGGAGAAUUGCAGAAUGAAUUGAAAGUUACCCAACAAAAAUUACUAAAUUGCACAAAAAGAUUGGAUUCGAUAACUGAUGGUAAUUUCUGUGGUGGACAGCAACAGACAUUCGAUUGUUCGUGCGACGAUUUAGAAAAUUGGAAAGAGAGAUGCACUGAAAAGCAAAUGAUCAACUAUUCCUGUGAAGAACAGAAGAAUGGAUUAGUGUUAGAAAAUAAAGAAUUUUAUAACUUAAAAGAGAAUUUAAAUAAUUCUGUAGCAGAUAAAGAGAACAAAAUGUUAGAAAAAAUCAUUUCUGACCAGAAAGAAGAAUUAGAAAGCCUUAAAAAACAGUUUGAAUCUGCAAAUCGCUCAAGUAAAUCUGUGGGAAAUCAGUAUGAUGAUUCCAAAUUUAGAAAAUCGCAAGAGAAAAUUCAACAGCUAGAAAUUGAAAAGGAGCAGAUGCUAGCCGUGUUGAAUGAGAAAUCAAGAGAAUGCAGUAAUUUGAAGAAUGAAGUGCAUCGUCUAGUUAAUAUUGUUUCUGCGGAGAAGCAAGCAAUUUCUAAACUACAAGAAGAUAAUCAGGAGUUAAUAAAACAGAGAGAUUCUCCAGAUCAAGAAAUGACAAAAGAAGCAGUUCAAAAUCUCUGCAGACUUGUUCGAGACAAAGAUCUAGAAAUUGAGGCAUUAAAUCAGAAAAAUGGCACCCUGUUGGCAGUCAUUCAGCAGUCUUCGGACAGUGAUCAUACCAAAGAACUCCUGAAACAGUGUGAAACUCUAGCAAAACAAUUGGGUGCUUACAAGGCAGAUCGUGAGCAAAUCAUCAAUGCACUUAACCAAAAGCAUCAAGAGAGUUUGAAGUAUCAUGCUGAGGUUCAGAAGUUGAAAUCACUGUUAGAAAUGGAAACGCACAAGCUCAACACUUUAACUCACAAUCAUGAAUCAGUAUCACAACAAUAUGAAGAGAAGCAGAAGUCUCUAGUUAACACACAAAAUGAAGUGAUAGGUCUGAAGCAGAGAGUCUCGGAUUUAGAGAAGCAGCAUACAGAUCUGGAAGAAAAGUAUAGAGAACUGCUAAAUAGAGAAAAUGGAAAAGCAAUGGCUAACAUAACAAAAGAAGAACUGAAUAAGAAUUAUGAAGAGUUGGAUAAAUUGAAAGAACUAGUGGAAGAGAAAGAUAAAUGGAUCUUUGAAAAGGAUCAGUUGAUACAUGGGCUAUCACAGGACUUACAGAAGCUGUCGGAUAACUUUAAACAGAAGGAGAACGAAGUCGGAAUCCUGCAGAAACAAACUGAAAAUCUUGUUUUGCACCUGAAAGAAACUAAAGAUGAAAGCAAUUCCACAAAAGAAAGGAAUCAAAAUCUCCAACAGCAACUAACUAAUUACCAAAGUGAAAUGAAUCUAAUGAAAGAAUUAAAUGAACGAUUAAACAUGACUGUGCAGGAGAAGGAUUUUGAGAUAAAAGCACUUCAGGAAAAGGUAAGUACACUGACGCCAAUGGUCCAGGAGAAGAUGAAUGAAACGGGGAACAUGAAACAGAUUCUGAUGGAGAGUGAUGCCAUGCAACAGAAAGCUCAGCAUUUUCAUCAUGAACGAGAUGAGGCACUUCUGGCUCUCAGUCAGAGGCAACAAGAGAAUGAAGAACUAAAAAAUGAGAUUCAGAGACUGAAAGAGAGGGAGAAACGUCUGAAUAAUGAAUUAGAAAGGCUGCGAGAUCACUUGCUACAGGUGGAAGAGAGUUACACAAAAGAAGCAUUAAAGGCAGAAGAACGAGAAAAAGAGCUAAGGAAUAGGUUGAACCAAGCUGAAGAGCAAGCAAGAAUGUCCUCGAAUGCUGUACAUAAUGCAAAUCAGCAUGCUAACAUGCAGUUGGAGAGUUUGCAAGAACAGUUAUCCUUGAUAGUGAAACAGAGAGAUCGAGCUCAGAAUCAGGUGUCUGAGUACGAAGACAAAGUACAGCAAUACGCUGCUUCAUUAGCAAAUCUUCAAUUGGUCUUGGAACAGUUUCAGAAAGAACGAGAACGUGACAUUCAGAUACUGAAGAAACAGCAUGCUGCGGAAGUUGCCAAAGAGAAAUCAAAAGUAAAAGAUUUGGUGAUGGAUAUACAGGAGAAAGAAGAACAACUGUCGGAAGCUAAAGAAGCGUUGGAUGCUGCUUCUCGUCUUAGUGAACAGCUAGACACUAAAGAAGAAGUCAUUAAUUCCCUAAAACAAGAAGUAUCGACGAUAACCUCUGCACUUCAGAAAGCUCUGGAGGAAAUUAGAGACAUGAAAACCAAUACAGAAGGGAAGGUAGACAGGCAAGUUAUGAAAAGUCUAGUGUUGGGCUAUUUUGGUGCUCCCUUGGGUCAGAAACCUGACGUUAUACGUCUUCUUGCUAGAGUGUUGGAUUUCAGUCAGGAAGAAAUGUCUAAGGCUGGUAUCAAAGUGGGAAGAGAAAGCAGUCAAGUUACUCCUAACCAGAGAAGUAAAGGGUGGAUAUCGGGUCUUUUUGGAAAAACUCCAUCGCCUGUGCCAGAAAACCAGUCAAGGAGAGAUGAGAGAGAAGCAAAUAAGUCUUUCACGGCACUUUUCGUCCAGUUUCUCCAGGAAGAGUCUCAACCUAGAUUUAAUGUGAAACUACCAGCAGAAGAAAUGGCCAGGGAACUGGCAGAGAAAGGCCACAGGCCACAGAGACCUCCUAGAAUCAACCCCUUCGAUCCGUCCGUCUCCUCCCCCACUCCAACUGUCACGACUCGGACGAAUCUCGACCAUCCCCUCAUUCGCCCCAUUUCCUCUUCUCUACCCACUUUCACUCCCAUUCUGGUGACGGCAGACGAGGCUGCUUCGAAAUCCAACACGUUCCUGCGUGAGGUGUUAAAUUGAUUAAGUCCGUGGGCCAACAUCGGAACUCUCCCUGGCAAUAUGCCACGUGCUUUCUUGGAAAUUCUAUUUGUGGAAAUAUUUAUGUAUCUAUAGUGUACAGAUUUUCUUUGUAAUAAAGACUUUUUAUACCAUCAAUAUCUUGUGUUAUGCCAUGUUGCUAUCACACUACACACACUUAAAAAUCCUCAAAUUUCG
Centruroides sculpturatus (bark scorpion) is the source of this 5006-nucleotide messenger RNA. Its product is annotated as thyroid receptor-interacting protein 11-like. The record is from RefSeq and is a predicted model, not a curated record. Gene Ontology annotation, biological process: Golgi organization; endoplasmic reticulum to Golgi vesicle-mediated transport. The transcript is spliced from 19 exons. Gene Ontology annotation, cellular component: Golgi apparatus. Lineage: Eukaryota; Metazoa; Arthropoda; Arachnida; Scorpiones; Buthidae. Gene Ontology annotation, molecular function: small GTPase binding. Bases 189 to 4811 code for a protein of 1540 amino acids.